AUGGCUAUGUUGGGCAAGGAGUCAAUCAAGAGUCCUAUAGCGUUUGAUGACUAUGAUUACGGUGUGGCAACCUUGAGCAAUGGUCUGAGAGUAUUGUUGGUGUCAAGCGCGGAUCGUGUGGACAAGGCGGCGUGUGCCAUCGGUGUAGGUGUGGGUCAGAUGAGUGAUCCACGGGAGUUGGAGGGUUUGGCCCACUUUUGUGAACACAUGCUGUUCAUGGGUACAGCAAAAUAUCCGGACGAGCAAGAGUAUCAGGAGUAUGUGCAGAAGAACGGUGGGAUGACGAAUGCAUUUACUACGGACACAUCGACGGUGUACUAUGCCACAGUGAAACCAGACGCGUUAGAUGGUUUGGUAGACAGGACGUCCGAGUUUUUUGUAUCACCUGCGUUUAACCAAGAUGCUGUGGACCGAGAAGUAGAGGCGGUGAAUUCAGAGCAUGAAAAAGACUUGCAGAAUGAUACGCGUCGGAAAUAUCAGUUGCUUAAGCAUUUAUGCAAUCAAGAGCACCCGUUUACGAAGUUUAGCACGGGGAAUAACCGUACCUUACGUAGGUUAGAGUUCUAUAAGAACGACAAUGCCAAGGCAUUAUCCGCAUUAAGACAAUCUUUAGUCCAAUUUCAUAGCGAGCAUUACUCAGCAAAUAACAUGGCUGCUGUGAUCUUGGGGAGGGAGCCUCUUCAAAUACUGAAAGAGAUGGCUGAGAAGUAUAUGAGUCGAAUACCGAAUCACGAUUACCCAAUAAUAAGAGGAAGCGCUGUCGGCAAGCCGCACUUGAUCUUUAGCAAAGAAUAUGUAAAUCGUUUGGUCGAUGUUCUCCCCGUUAAAGAAGGCGACCGGAAACUGGAGUUUAUCUUUGCCAUGCCAGAUCAAAGAGACCAUUACAAGUCAAAGCCUGCCAGUUUCAUAUCUCAUAUUUUAGGUCAUGAGGGUGAGGGUAGCAUUCUUGAUAUACUGAAGUCUAAACAUAUUUGUACAGCCUUGUUUGCAGGAUGUCUAACAGAGAAUACUGGUCAGUCUGUAUUUGAGGUAUCUUUGGAUAUGGCAUCGGAUGAAGUGUUUAGCGACGAGAAUAUUAUUUACAUUGGCAAAUUAAUCUUUGGAGUGCUUAGAAGACUAAAAUAUGAAGCUAGUCGUAAUCCUAUUGGCUUUACAGAAUUGAUCAAGGACGAACAAAAGGUCAAUUAUAUAAGGUGGAAAUAUCGUCCUAUGUUUGAUGUCCAUGAGCUGGUGAAAGAAGGUGUGUCAAAUUUGUUGGCAUGUGAACCAAAAGAAGUACUGGAGGCAGCUUAUAUUAAUACUGAAGUAAAUCCCGGCUUAAUUAACAAUCAUAUUGACUUGCUUCUUGACCAAGCAAAAGACGCGAUAGUAUGGCGAACCGGUAUGAAAUUUGGUGUUCGAUGCAAUGAGGAGGAGAGAAUUUAUAAAACAAAAUAUCAUGUAGAAGCCCUGCCUGAAGAAUGGUCUCGUGAAUGGAAUGGGAUAGCCAAGUCCACAAAAGAUGAUGAUGUAGAUAUAUGGUUGAAAAAUGAAGGCAUUAAACAAGUUGAGAAGAACAAGUUUGUCCCGGAAUCAUUUGAACUAAAAGCACCCACCACCGACAUUGCCGCUCUCCCUGUAUAUAUCAAUCCUACCGGUGGCAGUGCCUUUUCAGCUAAUGAUCCUAUACAGAUAUGGUUCAAACAAGAAACUUCAUUCAGACUACCACAAUUCCUAUUUAGUGGUAGAAUACAUUUACCCUUGUUCAAACCAACCCUCGCGGAUCUCCUUUGGAUGAAAGAAAAUGAUGUAACAAGGGCGAAGGUGAAGCAGGAGUGGGAGAAGAAAGACAAUUUCAGAGAUCUCAUUUGGCCAGCACGUGUGGCAUUAUACCUUGUUUAUCAAAAGGCUGUUAUGGAAUCAGUGAACGACAAACUAUAUGAUGCCAGACUUGCUGGUGUUAUAUACAAUACAGCUAUCAUUAGCGGUACUGGACAAGGUAGUAGUGGCCUGCAAUUUGAAGUUGGUGGAUUUGAUGAUAAGGGUGAAAAAGUUAUGGAGACGUUCAUAAAUAGUUUCACAGAAUUUAAUGCAAAUGAAACACAUUUAAAGACCGUCCUGGCGGAAUUAGUACGCAGUUUCACCAAUAAGACUAAGGCAACUGAUCCUUACGUGCAUGUACUAACCAAGGCAAGUGAUUCAAUGAGUUACAUAACAUGGGAUGAUAGAGAUAUGCUGGAAUCGUUAUCAGUAAUUACAGUUGAUGUUGCCCUGAAGUAUCUCAGAAAGGGUAAAAAGUUGAAUCCUGAGCUGUUUGAUGGUGCAACUGUACUAGGGGCUAUCGUUGGCAAUGUUACUGAUGAUGAAGUUAGGAAGUGUUAUGCUAAUCCUAACGCGUGGUCCAAGUUGAUACAGAAUCCCGGCAAAUAUGAUCUUAAUGGUAAGGAAAGAUUGUUAUAUGAUGAAAUUGAUUUUGAUAAAUUGCGAAAGGAAGAUACUAUGAAGCAACUACAGAGGGGUACCAUGGUACAUCGUGAGAUUGAUGAUUCGAAAGGCGCCACAAAAGGUGCUGACGAUUCGAAUUCUGCGAUCGAUGUUAUUGUGAUUAAAACGCCUACGUUGAAUAGUGCCAACCCCAAUGGUGCAGUAGUUCUAACUAUUCAAGCCUUUGAUAGUGAAUAUCAAACAUACGCUUUCAACAACGUAAUGUCAAUUUGGUUAUCCGACCUGUUCUUCGAUGAUUUAAGAACAAAGCAGACGUUGGGCUACGUCGUUGGAAUGCCUAACAGGGAAGUUGGACGGCGCCUUAUGCGUUGCUUGCUUGCUCAAAGUACACGCUCAACUGAAUAUGUUCUGUCUCGUAUGCUCAACUUCAUCCAAGAGAAAUGUUUGGAGUGCAAUGGAAAUACCUCAUUCAGCAUCAAACCUGCGGGGCUGAGCGAAGAAUCAUUUACUCAGUGCACGCAAGCAGUGAUUAGCCAGCUGCGAGAAAAACCUAAGGAGUUAUACACGGUGUACGAAAGAAUGAGUAAUGAGAUCCUGACUUUGAGAAAUGAUUUUAGCCGAAGGGAAAAGCAGAUAAAGUUCCUAGAAUCAUAUAAAUUCGCUCAAUUUAAGCAAGAUCUAGUCAGAGCUCUUACUCAUGGUAAAUGGAUAGCCCUAUUGGCAUUCACUGAAAAUACUGAAACAUCAGAAAUUCAGUUGGACAAUCUCACACCUUAUCAAUGGUGUAACAUAUACUCUGUCAAACAUGUGAAAGACAUAAUUUACUCUACUGUUUAA
Molecule: messenger RNA, 3261 nt
Organism: Gregarina niphandrodes
Lineage: Eukaryota; Apicomplexa; Conoidasida; Eugregarinorida; Gregarinidae
Product: putative insulin-degrading enzyme
Exons: 1
Coding region: 1-3261 (1086 amino acids)
Biological process (GO): peptide catabolic process
Cellular component (GO): mitochondrion; cytosol
Molecular function (GO): metal ion binding; metalloendopeptidase activity
Source: RefSeq, a predicted model, not a curated record